Acanthosepion pharaonis is the source of this 660-nucleotide messenger RNA. The record is from the annotation of a GenBank genome assembly. Lineage: Eukaryota; Metazoa; Mollusca; Cephalopoda; Sepiida; Sepiidae.
AUGUUCUCUAUCCCCUCUUUUUCUCGAGUUCUCUCACACUUCCUCUCUCUCUCUGUCGUGUUCUCUCAUACUUCCUCUCUUUCUCUCUCUCAUGUUCUCUCACACUUCCGCUCUUUCUCUUGUGUUCUCUCACACUUCCUCUUCUCUCUCUCUCUCUUGUGUUCUCUCACACUUCCUCUUCUCUCUCUCUCUUGUGUUCUCUCACACUUCCUCUUCUCUCUCUCUCUCUUGUGUUCUCUCACACUUCCUCUUCUCUCUCUCUCUCUUGUGUUCUCUCACACUUCCUCUUCUCUCUCUCUCUCUUGUGUUCUCUCACACUUCCUCUUCUCUCUCUCUCUCUUGUGUUCUCUCACACUUCCUCUUCUCUCUCUCUCUCUUGUGUUCUCUCACACUUCCUCUCUCUCUCUCUCUUGUGUUCUCUCACACUUCCUCUUCUCUCUCUCUCUUGUGUUCUCUCACACUUCCUCUUCUCUCUCUUGUUCUCUCACACUUCCUCUCCUCUCUCUCUCUCUUGUGUCCUUCUCUUUCCUCCCUCUUCUUCCUCUCUUUUCACCUCUUUUUUUCUCUCUCUCGCUAUCACUCUCUCCUUCCCUCUUCACUUUUUCUUUUGCCUUCCUCUUUUUAUACUUUUCCCUUUCCUUUUACUUUUCUACUACUUGA